Messenger RNA from Caenorhabditis remanei, 1041 nucleotides. RefSeq lists its product as uncharacterized. Gene Ontology annotation, molecular function: G protein-coupled receptor activity. Gene Ontology annotation, cellular component: membrane. The record is from RefSeq and is a predicted model, not a curated record. Gene Ontology annotation, biological process: sensory perception of chemical stimulus. The transcript is spliced from 7 exons. Bases 1 to 1041 code for a protein of 346 amino acids. Lineage: Eukaryota; Metazoa; Nematoda; Chromadorea; Rhabditida; Rhabditidae.
AUGCUCUACACCAAUCAAACCGCUUCUGAACUUGACGGAUACCGAUGCACGUCUUCUGGAAUAUUCGAGGCGCAGACUUCGAUUUGGAUGAAAAUCAAUUUCGUGUUCACGUUUCCUCUGAUUUUCAUCACGUUUUACACGAGUAUUUUCGCGUAUCGACGACUGAAAUAUAGGAAUGUCUAUUCCAGUGGAACACAGUUUAUACUGUAUGCGGUCUUGUUCAAUGCGAAUUUGAAUCAACUGGUUUAUUGUGUGAUUAGAAUCCGCCACCUCUUCCAAAUCAUCAACUACUCCUCCGACCCGUGUCUUAUUGAAUUCCACAGUACCGAAUGUUUCUAUGACAACAGUCUCUACAUGUUCAGCAACUAUUUUGCCACAUGGCUAGUUUGCUCGUUGACUUUCGAUCGAUUUUUGGCCUUUUAUGCGAGAAAAUUAUAUGUUGAGCAGGAGAAAUCGAAGAGAAUUGCAAUGAUGUUGGUUGCCGGCGCGAUCCUCUUCACCCUCAUCGGCCACGCUCUCAUCUACUUUGGAGUAAACCGUGCUGGAUAUGUGCCCUCUUGCCAAUACCCACCACACCUUGCAUUGAAUGGAUUUGCGAUUAUGACUAACCUGAAAAUCAUGUUCACAAUUGCGAAUUGUGUAGUCAUUGUGGUUUUGCUGUUUUUGAUCAUAAGAAAGGAUAGGAUAAUCCGUCAAUCUGUAUACGAUACCAAUACAAGAUACAGCUCAUACGAAAACGUGCUCACCACAAAAUCAGUGUUGAUCAUUGCAGUAGCUCAACUGUUCUUCUCGUGUCUUUCUUCAGUGGCAGUGACCAUAGUUCGAACCUUUGAAGCUGGAAUGUCAGAAUACACAUACCAUAUUUUGACACAAUAUGUCACGGGUCUCCUCUACGGCAACCUGUCCAUCCCAAUACUGAUCUACUUAAAAACCACUCAAUGUGUGCAGCUUCGACAUCGAAGAAUCUCGAAAAUGACGAAGCAACCGGACGUAUUGGAGAGUCGAAUGUUGUCGUUGAAGAAUAUGUGGGAGAAAGAAUAA